AUGAGCCACGGUGAAGGAGGCGCCGGCCCUGUGCCUCUCGAUGAGGGCAGCCUGGUCAAGGAGAUUCCAGCAAGCCAGCUCGAUCUCCUCCUCAGUCCACCUGCUCCCGGUGAAGAAGCCCAAGAAGUUCGCGCCAUCGGCAGCGUUCCUGGUCGACAUCAUGGCGAUCUUGAGCUCCGCCACGAGCUGCUGCUCUUCCAGAGGCCCCUGUGGAAGAGUGUCGUCGAAGACGACCUUGCCAGUUCGACGGGUCCCCUUCCUGGCCGCCUCGUAUGA
Molecule: messenger RNA, 276 nt
Organism: Penicillium verhagenii
Lineage: Eukaryota; Fungi; Ascomycota; Eurotiomycetes; Eurotiales; Aspergillaceae
Exons: 2
Coding region: 1-276 (91 amino acids)
Source: RefSeq, a predicted model, not a curated record